ACACAUUGCAAACAACUGCGUUGUAAACGCUUGUACACCUGUAGCGAUUCUGACCAAUCAAAUCGCCGAAUUCGUCUCUAUGGAAACCGCGGAACGCUCAAGCAGGAAAAGCAAGCAGCGCUACAGAAAUCCGAACACUUAAGAAUUUUACUCACCUUAAAUACCCGAGCUGUUAUCGACUUCCGGUCAGGUUAAGAUGGCAGGGACAGCAAGGCAUGAUCGAGAGAUGACAAUAAAUGCCAAAAAGCAGCUGGCCGGGUGUACAGACCCCAUUGAGCGUCUGAGGCUGCAAUGUUUGGCACGAGGCUCCGCGGGCAUCAAGGGACUGGGCAGGACUUUCCGAAUCAUGGAUGAUGACAAUAAUCGCACACUGGACUUGAAGGAAUUCCUGAAAGGAUUAAAUGACUACGGUGUGCUUAUUGAGAAAGAAGAGGCGCUAAAUCUUUUCCAGCAGUUUGACAGGGAUGGCAGUGGAUACAUUGAUUUUGAUGAGUUUCUGAUCACACUACGGCCACCCAUGUCUAAUGCCAGAAAGGAGGUGGUGUUACAAGCGUUUAAAAAAUUGGAUAAGACUGGAGAUGGCGUGAUUACAAUUGAGGAUCUGAGAGGAGUAUACAAUGUCAAAAAGCACCCUAAAUAUCUAAAUGGCGAAUGGACUGAGGAGCAAGUAUUCCGAAAAUUCCUCGACAGUUUUGAUUCCCCAGAUGACAAGGAUGGACAGGUCACAAAAGAGGAGUUUUUGAAUUACUACUCUGGUGUGAGUGCCUCCAUUGACACAGACGUCUACUUUAUAGUAAUGAUGAGAAACGCAUGGAAGCUUGACUAAACGUCUACAUCUAUUUUAGGGUGACAAAAGAUGAAUUUUGGAACUACUAUAGUGGAGUCAGCGCCUCUAUUGAUAAUGAUGCAUAUUUUAUUUUAAUGAUGAGGAAUGCAUGGAACCUAUAAGUGUUUGUGCUUGAUGCUUUAAAAACUACUAUAUUUCGGAUUCAUAAACUUAACUCCAAUGAAAUGCAAGGUUAUAGAGUUGUACAGUGAACCUAUAAAUUGAAUCACGUGGUGUACAAGGGAAAUACUGAAGAUUAAACACUACUUAGAAUUAUAUAUAAA
Misgurnus anguillicaudatus (oriental weatherfish) is the source of this 1110-nucleotide messenger RNA. It is a transcript of the gene capslb, whose product is annotated as calcyphosine-like b. Gene Ontology annotation, molecular function: calcium ion binding. The record is from RefSeq and is a predicted model, not a curated record. Lineage: Eukaryota; Metazoa; Chordata; Actinopteri; Cypriniformes; Cobitidae.